Molecule: messenger RNA, 1006 nt
Organism: Phymastichus coffea
Lineage: Eukaryota; Metazoa; Arthropoda; Insecta; Hymenoptera; Eulophidae
Exons: 2
Coding region: 118-576 (152 amino acids)
Source: RefSeq, a predicted model, not a curated record
CGGUCCCAGCCAGUCCACGAAUCGACCGUGUUCCCGAAGGCAGUCCGCACACGCGCGUCCCUGUAUCUCACUCUCUCUCCAUCUCUCUCUCUCGCUCUGUCCGGGCUCGAAGCGAAGAUGAAGCUCAGCGUGGCACUGCUGUUGUUCGCCGUCGUGGCCGUCCUCGGCGCCGACGAGAAGGCGGAGGAGCGCCCGAAGACCUUCCGCAGGCUCAUCCCCGCCGACGUUCUCAGGGACUUCCCGGGCAUGUGCUUCGCCUCGACCAAGUGCGCGACGAUCGAGCCCAAGCAGUCCUGGGAGCUGACGCCGUUCUGCGGGCGGUCGACCUGCGUGCCGGCCGACGACAACAGCGGACGCCUGUUCGAGCUCGUCGAGGACUGCGGCCCGCUGCCCAAGGCCAACGACAAGUGCAAGCUCAGCGACAAGACCAAGAAGGAGGCCGCCUUCCCCGAGUGCUGCCCGAUCUUCGAGUGCCAGGACGGCGCCAAGCUGGAGUACCCCGAGAUCCCGACUCUCGCGCCACCGAGCGCCGAGGAGGCCGAGGCCAUCGCCAAGGUCGCCGGCAAGGCCGCUUAGCUUGCGCGAAUCCACGCUGACGAUCGUGGACAGUUCGACUUGUUUGUUUGUUUUUUUUUCUUCUUCUUUCUUUCUACGAUCAUUUCACUUAACCCGAGACCCUCUUCCUCCUUUUUUUCUUUCGUCGCCGCGUGAGAGGCAAACGAAACGAGUAUGAUAAUGAGAGCCGAGCGUACGGCGAUCGUCGCGCGACCGCUACGUGCGCGACAGAAGUGAAAAGGCAAACGGACGCGAAACGCUUGCGGUGCGUCACGUACCACUUAUACACGUGUAACACAGAAUCGUCAUGGUUUUUGUUCUUCCGCGUUACGUAACCGAGAUUUUUAUACGUAUAUAGCCGACGCCAAGAUGCAUACAGAAAAAUAUAUGUGUGAUUGUAAUUUUUAAGUGAUUCUAUUAAAAAAAAUAUCAGUAUUUAAUUUUAUCCAAA